Messenger RNA from Drosophila serrata, 2700 nucleotides. It is a transcript of the gene Kah, whose product is annotated as Kahuli. NCBI's taxonomy places the organism in Eukaryota, Metazoa, Arthropoda, Insecta, Diptera, Drosophilidae. Gene Ontology annotation, molecular function: DNA-binding transcription factor activity, RNA polymerase II-specific; RNA polymerase II cis-regulatory region sequence-specific DNA binding. The record is from RefSeq and is a predicted model, not a curated record. Gene Ontology annotation, biological process: regulation of DNA-templated transcription.
CGCCUUUUUAGCGCUCGGAGUCCGUCCGUGCGACUGUUCCCAUCGGUCUGACAAUUAGUGAGGAUCUUUGCGGAUUCCAAAACAUCGCCACAUAUCCCUCUUUUCUCGGGUGAUGAAAUUCGUGGAACGCGCCACUACAGUGUGUGUGUGUGUGUGUGAUAUAUUAUUGAUCCCCAUCGGCGACUGAAUCAUCCGUAGAGAGCGAGAUAGAGCAACGAACGACGACCUAAUCGGAUCGGAUCUGUUCCCCCAAGAAUAUAAAACAAAAACUAUUCGAAUUGCGUGGGGCACUUGCACCUGCACCUACAUCAACCCGGCCAAGAUGACGAAGGACCAACAGGCCACGCCCAUACCCGAGGAGCUGUACAAUCUCACUCAACUGGCGGUGGUCACUGUGGCGGCGGGUCCGCUGAUCACCGCCGAGGCGAAGCCGGCAGGUCAGGGUCAGCAGCCUACCGUCUACGCCUCGUCGGACGACGACUCGAACUACUACAGCCACAAGGUGUUCGAUCGCAGGAAACUGCGUCGCUGCACCUUCUCCGACUCGAACUCCUGCACCAGCAGCAGCAGCAGCAGCUCCAGCCACGGUUCCAGCUCUUGCCUGCAGGCGCCUGGAGACCAUCUGGGAGCCGGAAGGGACCCUUUGGAACACGGUCAUCAGGAUCAGGGCGAGGCUCUCAGCUCCUCCUCGCUGCUGGAGGACGACCACAUCUGCCCCGAGUGCGGCAAGAAGUAUUCCACAUCCUCAAACCUAGCGCGCCAUAGACAAACCCACAGGUCAAUCAUGGACAAGAAGGCGCGCCACUGUCCCUACUGCGAGAAGGUGUACGUGUCCAUGCCGGCGUUCUCCAUGCACGUGCGGACCCAUAACCAAGGUUGCGAGUGCCACUUCUGUCACAAGCGCUUCUCGCGGCCCUGGCUCCUCCAGGGUCACAUCCGUACCCACACCGGCGAGAAACCCUUCAAGUGCAGCGUCUGCGAGAAGGCCUUUGCCGAUAAGAGCAACCUGCGCGCCCACAUCCAGACGCACUCCAACACCAAGCCCCACACCUGCGCCCGCUGCGGCAAGGCCUUCGCCCUCAAGUCUUACCUGUACAAGCACGAGGAGUCCUCCUGCAUGAAGAACCGUCCUGGAACCAACGCAGGGUCUGGAUCUGUUGUCCCAGGCUCCGGCGGAAGUCCUGCUCACAGCACACGCCCUCCCACGUCGCCCAAGCGCCAGCAGUCGGAGGCAGAAGUCGUUUCUGGCUCCGGCCAAACAUCAAGAGCCCUGUGUGCUGCUCCUGAUUCGGCCAAGUCCACCCUGGCCAACAAGCUGCUACAGAAGGAGAAGGAUCGCCGGCAGGCGGAACUGGCCUACCAAGGCUAUCCGGCCGGUGUCCCGGACUUGUCCGCCUUCAGCGUGAUCCACUCCUCGUCUGUGCUACCGAAUCGGAUCCACGGCCUCUAUCAGGAGCUGCAUCCCGGCCCCCAUCCGUUGGCCCUGCCCUUGGCCAUGCCCUAUCACUAUCAUCAGCCGCAGACCACACCCACAAACGAAGGCGUCCCCCGAGUUCUUGGCGACUCUGGCCAGGAUCAGCCCGUGGACUUUUCGCCCAAAAACAACUUUACGCACUCGGCCAAGACGAGUCCCUUUGAGCUGACUGGGAACUACGCCAUGGUGGCAUAAUAUAUGGCAAAAGGACGCCAGGCAAAAGACACCUGAGAGAACAAGAAUUCGAGGAGAGAAGCAGGAGGAGGAGACCCACUAAUCCAAGCUACACACUGAACCCACCCGAUCCCAGGCAACUUUCUUACUGUAGUCAACAAAUAUGUGAUAAAAUGCAAAAGAGCUAAAGUACCAUUUUAGAGAGUAGAUGAUUCCAGAGCGACUAGGAGGAGGAGCUGACCCAGAGAGGAAAUCGAAUAAUCCAAAGAAGAUGAGGUUAUACACCGUAGAUAUACAUAUAUGUAGAGACACAAGGUUGGAUCGGUCGAUCCCGAUUGAUCGUAUGAUCUUCACUUAGUUGUAAUGAGACUUCUUAGAGACUUGCCAAGAACAGCGAAAAAACCAAUGUAACCAGUAUUUUUUUAUAGCACAUACGAUACGACACUUACCCUUGCAUUGAUCAUGAUCACUGGGGUUAGGAUCAUGAGAUCGAGAGCCAAGCUACAAACUUUACACGUUCUCCCUACCUUAGCAUUACGGCUUUACAACAACUAGACUCACUCACUCAUUGACUGUACUAACCCCUCAUUAAUCACUACGCAUUAAGGCACUGUGGACCGACUGCUUCCUGCUUCCGGCACGGCAGUCGGUCCAGAACGAGAGAAUUUCUAGUCUUAUCAUUAAAUUCAGCGCAUACUUGGCGGACGGAUCCGGAUCCCCGAGAUCCGAGACCCGAGCUAUCUGCACAUGUUUGCGCGACGUUAUUUUAAGCACUUACGGCCGCAUGUGGUGCAAUAAUUGACAUAACUGUAACACUAAUUAGCAUGUACACCAAACGUAUAUCAUAUAGAAUCUGUAUAUUCAUAUUCGCGAAGAUCGCCCAUUAUUUCGUAGCCAUAUACACAUGUAUGUACUUACCGGGAGACAGACACGCACUGCAUUUUGCACUCUCAGUCCCAACUUCUUACGAAUGGAUCCUACAGCUAAACGGACCAAAGAUACUAUAUAGAUGCAUACGCAUAUAUACCUUUAUAUACCAUAUACACCAAAAG